GAAGUAAGAAGCCCAUUUGUCAAUGAAUCACCCACUCUUGACACUGGCUGACUUUACAUGAAUCACCCACUUUUGUUCGUUCCUAUCUCUUCGCCUAUUCUUGGUUCUUGUGCUUCUUAAUAUCAACAUAUUCUAACCAUGACUAAUGGUAAAGAACUUCUUAUCAAAGUUAAGUUUAGGAACUUAUACAAGUUUGGAAAAAUAUUUUAGCUAAGCUAGGUGGGGACUUUCAUCAUGGAUAGUUUUCAGGAAAAGGUUGGACUAGGUUCCACUGAAUCUUCUGCAGAAACUGGGAAAGGGAAGAGUAAGAUAUCAAAGCAUGUUACACAUGGCUACCAUACAGCCAAGGGGAAAUCAGCUCAUCCUAUGGAGGAUUAUGUUUUCGCUGAUUUUAAGCAAGUGGAAGAUAAUGAACUCGGUCUGUUCGCUAUAUUUGAUGGUCAUGUGAGCCAAGAUGUUCCUGAUUAUUUGAGAUCUCAUUUGUUCAACAACAUAUUGAAAGAGCCUGAUUUUUGGACUGAGACUGAGAAUGCUGUAAGGAAAGCAUAUCGCAUAACUGAUAGUAAGAUUUUGGAGAAAUCUGCGGACUUGGGAAAAGGCGGUUCUACUGCUGUUACUGCCAUUCUUAUCAAUUGUCAGAAGCUGGUGGUGGCAAACCUUGGGGACUCUAGGGCAGUCAUUAGCCGGAAUGGAAAGGCAAAACAGCUAUCUGUUGACCAUGAACCAGAUAGCGAAAGGAAAGAUAUCGAGGACAGGGGUGGUUUUGUCACCAAGUUCCCAGGGGACGUGGCACGUGUUGAUGGGCAACUUGCAGUGGCAAGAGCAUUUGGCGACAAGACCAUGAAAGACCAUCUAAGCUCAGAUCCACAUAUUACAGUUGAGAUGAUAGAUGAAGAUACAGACUUUGUACUCUUGGCUAGCGAUGGAAUAUGGCAUGUAAUGAACAACCAAGAAGCAGUGGACUGCAUUAAGAAUGUGAAAGAUGCUCGAGAAGCUGCUAAGGUUUUGAUCGAGGAAGCUCUGCACAGGAAUAGCACCGAUGACAUUUCUGUAGUAGUAGUGAGAUUCCAAUGAACUUUUCCAACAUUGUAAGUGUGAAAACUCACAUUUGCUUAAUGAAUUGGAUGGUUAAUUUCUUGCCUGUUUUGAAUUUUCUUGUCAGUUGAUUAAAAGCUGUAAACAUUAGUGGUGUUUUGGAGCUUCUGUUUAUGAACAAUCGCAAACUUUUGUGUUUUGCAAUGGACUCUCGAGUGAUUAUGGAAUGUCAUAAUUUUCAUUUCUUGGAAGAA
Messenger RNA from Chenopodium quinoa (quinoa), 1289 nucleotides. Its product is annotated as probable protein phosphatase 2C 39. Gene Ontology annotation, biological process: protein dephosphorylation. The coding region runs from base 235 to 1074 and encodes 279 amino acids. The transcript is spliced from 6 exons. Gene Ontology annotation, cellular component: cytosol; nucleus. Lineage: Eukaryota; Viridiplantae; Streptophyta; Magnoliopsida; Caryophyllales; Amaranthaceae. The record is from RefSeq and is a predicted model, not a curated record. Gene Ontology annotation, molecular function: protein serine/threonine phosphatase activity; cation binding.